Phytophthora infestans T30-4 is the source of this 2769-nucleotide messenger RNA. RefSeq lists its product as uncharacterized. The record is from RefSeq and is a predicted model, not a curated record. Bases 1 to 2769 code for a protein of 922 amino acids. The transcript has 9 exons. Lineage: Eukaryota; Oomycota; Peronosporomycetes; Peronosporales; Peronosporaceae.
AUGGCCGAGUUUGUGGAGAUGAUUCUCGCCCAGCUGAUCGGCAACAUCUCGACAGCGCUGAUCCUCGUCCUCAUCUACUUUAAUUUUCUUCUGUUUGAGAACUACCUGCGCCUCAUUGUAUGGGCCAUCCUAUGCAGCCAAGCGCUGCGUCAAGCCAAGAAUAAUGUCGUCUCAGUGCUAGAAUACCUCAGCGACGACGCCGAUGUGGAACGCUACGGCUUCCUGACGUGCGUAUUCUCCAAGUCGACAGGGAUUUUCAUCAGCCACCCGCACGAUGGUUCGCGUCGCACGGCCAAGGAGAUCUUUCUCAACUACGGCAUCUUUCUCUUCUCGCUCAUUGGUGCUGUGUCCAUAUGGAUGCGUAUGUACUCGUGGAUGUCUUUCCUGAACAUCAUCAUCGGCUUCUGGAUCGCGGCAUUGAGUCUUAUCAAGAUCCUGGAUCGUCGUAUCUUCUACUACCGCUACUUCUUCUCCGACGAGGUGCUUGUGUCAGUGCUGCUCAUACUCGGCUUCUUCAUCACGGGUGCAUUCGUCAUCCUCUUUCUCGGCUCCGAGAGCUACUUAGAAGGAAGUCGAGCUGCUACGGAUUUGUCCGAUUGGGUCCAAGUCAACUUUAUAAAUGACGAGCGUACGCGACAAGUCUGGAGCGAGCAGGUGGAGAACAGCCGUGCUAUGAUCUCACAGGCUGUCAGUGGCGUCGAGGACAAAUACAAUGAUACGAUGUGGUGGCCACCGCUGAAAAGUUUGGUGAAGACGUACUACGUGGAUGCCAAGUCUAGCGACGGGAAUGUUACAUCACAUACGUCACUAUUUUCCAGGCUGAGACUUCCCGAAAACAUGACGCUUGUACAAGCGGUGUCUUUCGCGUACUCCAAAGUGGACUCGGUAAACUUAACGUCAGUGCAGCUCACCGACUGGACGUCCAAGGGGCUUGAAGUUAGCAGCAUUGCUGUUGGGUCGGUGGCUCAAUUGGUGUUCCUCGUCUUCACACUGGUGAUUGCGUUUGUGAGUCUCGGCAUUCGCUCCUUUUUCUUCAUUUCGUCGCUGUUUUAUCUGCUAUGUACGAACUGGGAUCCUAUCGAGAGGUUUGUGGAAGAUCUACUUCCCAUACAAAUCGAUAAACGACCAGACGUUGUCAGGUCUCUUCGCAAGGUGAUUGAGGGCGUCUUCUUCUUGCCACUGAAGAUGGCAAGUAUUCACGCGAUCGUGACGAUGGUUUCGUUCACCAUUGUGAACGCUGACUUCAUGUAUCUCGCAACGACAGUCACGUUCUUCAUCUCUAUCGUGCCAAUCAUCCCGCCGUACUUGGUAUGCGUUCCAUGGGUUAUCUCAAUUGGACUGACGUCCUCAAUCAUAAAGGCACUUGCCCUCUUUGCAGUUCAGUACGUGGCUUUCACAGUGCUGGAUGAGAUGCUCUAUGAAAAGAGUAUUGUGGCUUUGAAUGCCUACGUGUCUGCCUUGAGUGUGGUGUUCGGAGUCUACGUCUUCGGGUUUGAGGGUGUCAUUUUCGGUCCGUUGAUCGUGUGUGGAGUGACUUUUGCAUACGACGUGUCGAACCACGGUAUCCAAGCUGCACAAGACGAAUACGGCAAAGCCGACGAUGCGAGGCAAGAUGCAUUGGACUGCAGCGACGCAGAAGGAUCACAUAGUACUGCUUCCUCUUUUGACGGAGACGAACGCGUCAAAGAGAAAGUAUUCAACAACCGAUUGGAAGAGGAAGAGAUCGACCAGGGGACCAAUAUUUUCUCGAAUGCGAUGUAUCGCGUAAUAUCUGGCCCGCUGGUGGAUCGUGUGCGUCGUCGUUUAUCAAUUGACAUCGCUACAGAAGGAUCCGUAUGCGUGACCUUUGUCAUUGAAGGCUUGAAACACAGUCGAAAGGUCCGCUUCGUGGUGAACAAGUCGUGGUCCCUGAAGACUCUCUACGAUAAUAUCCGUCGGAUGCUACACGUCCACAGUAUCGAGUGUAUCCGCUCUGCAGAUGGAGUGGAAGUGCUGUCUCCACUUCACAUUAUGGCCGAUGAAGUUCUGUAUGUGAAGGUUCGAUCAAAGCAUCGGCUGCACCAUUAUUCAGACUCGUACACGGACCCACAGACGCGAGUUUCCUUCCCUGUUCGCACUUUAUCUCCAUCGUAUCACGGGCUUCGAACAAGUAUAACCUCACUACCGGGCAAUCCUGAUAAAUCUUCCCGGACAAGCACCGGAUCAGAACCUCCUCGAGCUAAGCUGAAACGAACGGGAUCUUUAAGCCCUGUUGGGGUCACACACGGCGCCACUGUGGCACAACGUCAAGUUCACGAAAUUUUACAGCGCAAGAGUGGAGGAGUGACAAUUCAAUACGAAGGAGGUAUGAAGAGGAGAGGAAGUUACAGCGGCGUAAGCGGGAGCUCCGUGCAACUACCAGCUGUUCCUAGAUCGACAAGUAACUCGUCUUCACGAGUUGCACAGCCAGCUCCGAGCCCGCUGGCUAUUAAAAAUUUAGCGACAUCGACCUCUUCGUUAGCACAAGACUACGAUUAUACGAUGGAUCAGUCGCCUCCCAACAGUUUGAAGAAGGGAAAAUUGAAGCUGAAUUUGGACUUGAGCGACUCGGGAAGCUUUUCGACGUCACCAGUAUCAUGCGAGGCCCCAGCGAAGCGUAGGGUUUCCGUGAAGACACGUCAAGGCGCAAAAUUGAUGUUCUCACCGCUUGCAGUCGACCCGAAGAAAGUACAAGCAAGAAGCUACUCGUCAUCAGAGAGUGGUGACGAGGACAACGAGCAGGAUCAGUGA